AUGUCAGAGUACUGUUCUGAAAUUUUACCGGAGGAAGAAGGAAUACCUAUUUGUAAGAGCUUAUGUUCCAGCAUAACUGAAAAGCCUCCAUGUUGUUUGAGAAUUCAUCCAAUUGAUACCUCCAUCCUCAUUCUAGGAACGUAUAAAGUCAAUGACAACAACAGCACAGAUAGAAAGGGUUCUAUAGAUAUUAUGAAAUAUAAUAACAGCUUUAGCUCCCUCGCCUUGAUCAAGACACAAGAAACAUCUAGUGCUAUUUUAGACUUAAAAAUUUCUCCCUUUGAUUACACCUUGAUUGCAACAGUACAUUCAACUGGGAAUAUUACUCUAUGGAGAUUGACCAUUGAGGAUUCUCUUAUUGAUUUAUCUUUAAUUAAAAACUUUCAGUUAUUUGAUGAGACGUCUUUAAUAACCUCAAUAAAUUUUUCAUCAGUUGAUGAUUCAUUGAUUUUAGUAACAUUAACAAGUGGCAAGAUUUAUACAUUGAAAUUACAAAAUUCUUCGCUUGAUAUACUAAACUCAUUUGAUGAAAAUCAUUCUUUAGAAGCAUGGACGGGAAACUUCAGUAGCUAUGAUUUUUUGAAAAAUGUUAUAUUUACUGGUGGUGAUGAUUGUAAAUUAUUAGCUCAUGAUAUUAGGUCCAAUCAAUUGAUUUUUAAAAAUGACAGAAUUCAUAAUGCUGGCAUAGUUUCAAUUCUAACUCCAACUCCAGGCGAUUAUAACGGAAACGGUUCUUGGAAUGUAAAUGGAAAUCAUUAUGAACUCAUGACUGGCUCUUAUGAUGAUAAUGUGAGAUCUCUUGAUUUGAGAGUAUUGCCUCCAAACGACUUGAUAUAUUCUUUACCACCAAAAGUUAAUCAAAGUUUGAACCUAGGAGGUGGUGUAUGGAGAUUGAUACCUUUUGGUGGGAAAGACGAUACUGAUGAUAGAUUACUAUCGUGUUGUAUGUAUAAUGGUGCUAAAAUCUUAAACAAGAGAGAAAAUGAAAAUGAAAUUGUAGUUGAAAGAGUGUUUAAAGAGAAUCACAAUAGUAUGGUUUAUGGCGCUGAUUGGUCGACAGAUGGAAAAUUCGUUGCUACCUGCAGUUUUUAUGAUCGUCUAGUUCAAAUCUGGUCUCCAGGUUAUAUAUACUAA
Messenger RNA from Ascoidea rubescens DSM 1968, 1134 nucleotides. It is a transcript of the gene RRT2, whose product is annotated as diphthamide synthase. Lineage: Eukaryota; Fungi; Ascomycota; Saccharomycetes; Ascoideales; Ascoideaceae. The transcript has a single exon. The coding region runs from base 1 to 1134 and encodes 377 amino acids. The record is from RefSeq and is a predicted model, not a curated record. Gene Ontology annotation, molecular function: protein binding.